AUGCGUCUCUCCACACUCACCCUCACUGCCCUCGCCCUCGCCGUCUGCGCUGUGGCGACCCCCGCCCCCAAUGCCCGGCAGCAGACGAAGGGCCAAAUCGUGCAGCCGGCGAACGGGGCGGUGAUCGCGCCCGGCGCGGCGUUCCCGUUCGAGUACACCACCAUGGCGGACUACGGCGUGUCGAGCUACAACUACACCGUCUACCUCUUCACCUCGCCGCCCGCGUCCUUCUCGCAGUCGCCCGACUUUGCGGAGGGCGUGUUCCUGGGGCGCUUCGCGGAGGCGAACUACCCGGGCAACCCCGCGCCGCCGAACCCGCCGCCGGCGACGCUGACGAUGCCCGACUUUGCGAAGAGCCCCGGCGGGUUCGGCGCGGGCGCGAGCGGGGAGAACAGGAAGUUUGUGCUGCUCGUGAUGGAGGAGUAUGCGACGGGCGAGGGCGCCCUCGGGCUCCGUCUGGCGCUCGCGAUGAACAGCGUUGUGUAUAAUGGGACGAAGCAUUAG
Messenger RNA from Mycena indigotica, 504 nucleotides. RefSeq lists its product as uncharacterized. Lineage: Eukaryota; Fungi; Basidiomycota; Agaricomycetes; Agaricales; Mycenaceae. The transcript has 2 exons. Bases 1 to 504 code for a protein of 167 amino acids. The record is from RefSeq and is a predicted model, not a curated record.